This is a messenger RNA of Armigeres subalbatus, 1340 nucleotides long. RefSeq lists its product as uncharacterized. Gene Ontology annotation, cellular component: cilium. The record is from RefSeq and is a predicted model, not a curated record. Lineage: Eukaryota; Metazoa; Arthropoda; Insecta; Diptera; Culicidae.
UAAAGCGCGAGUUCACGGUGCCUCACAAGGCUCUUUGUGCCGUAACAAUCGAUACUGUGAUUCACAAGAGAGCUGUCCAGUAAGUAGGUACCGGGGAAAAAGCGCUAGCGAGAUGUAUCAUGGGAUGCACCUCGUCAAGUACGGCGGUCGACGAAGAAUAUACCGAACGGAACACCCCGGAGCGAAGGAUUGCUAAAACUUUUAUCGGAUCACCGGAUGAAUCGUUCCAGGUGGAGAGUGUUGUACCGAAGUCAACGGAGACAGUGUCUCAAGCAUAUCAACGACUGGACGAGGAGAUAUGUGCACUCGAGAGUACUUGUCCUGGGCCACGCAUGUUGACUGCAGAAGCGUGGAUUGAACACCUAGAAACCGUGUUUGCAAAAGCGAGUGCCACCAAUGAAUUGUAUGAACCGGACAACAAAUUGAUAAUGGAUGCCCGUUUGAAUGAGGGACCGAACGGUUCCUCUAGGACGGAAACUGCUGAAGCAAAUUUGAAGCGUAGUAGAGAUGAUACGGCUAAGUUGGCGCUUAAAUUGGAAAUAGCAUUGGAUCCCGUAAAAGCAGCUCGCCAAGAGGAGUUCAUCGCUCGAAUAUCUCGCUCGGCUAUGGCAGUAGAAGCUGAAAGUUUCCACAUCGAUACAGUUGAGCACUCGCGAACCCGCAUUACAAAACUUCGCCAAAGUUUCACCCGUCUCCAGGCGCUUUACUUGGAAUUGGACCGUCUGAUAGCAAUGACAAAUAAUGGAACCUAUAUUUCAUCUCAAGAGCAGAAUCUCGAUGAGGAGCUUGAGUCUGCCCGUGAAAUUCGGGAUCGUUUGGGCGGCGUUUCCGAACAAUGGCGAACAGCUGGCUUGUUGAUGAGAGCUGCUCUGAAAGGACUUCUGCAAGCAGUUGAGUACUGGAAUUUGGUUGGUCCAUCGACUAUUGCCCAGGAAAAAAUAUCUCUAGCACUGGAUUGUCGAACAGUGUGUCAUGGUGCUUUGAUUGCUUUGGAAGUUGCCCAGGCAGCACUGCCUCAAGUGGAGCUUCCCUUUGUAACUCUUCGACAGCAGUCAGCUGUUAAACAUGGUUUGAUCUACAUGUUGACCGACAUGGUGAAUCCAGCACGGUAUCAACAUACAAAGAACGUUCUAGAAGGAUUUCAAGCCAAUGUGGAUAAAUCAGUUAAAUGGCUUCAUGAUACGUUUGCUAAUACUUUAGGCAAAGACUACGAUGAAGCAGAUCAAGAAGUGAUAUCUUUAGCAAAGAAGUUGAGAGAAAUAAGAAAGCAGUACAUUAAUCAGCGGAUAGGAUAUAGCUUAUAUGUCAGACCCGCGAUGGGGAAAGCAGACAAGCGGUAG